GGAGGAAUGAAGGAGUGGUCUGAGGAUGAAGACAACUCCCUCUCAGGAGAACUACUUAAAGCUGUGACAGAUCAAGCUAAAACUCAGUUGUAUCGAACCAUCACAAAAUGCAUCUCCUUGCUCUGGUCUUUGGGAUUGUGCUUCUCCCUGCAGCCUACCCCCUGAAAUGUUUUAGGUGUAUACCGGCAAGCUCGGGAACCUGCGAAGACACAGAAAAAGAAUGCCCUUCAUCAUCUUAUCAGUGUGGUGCACUGAGAAUCACUUCAUAUGCAGGUGGUUCAAAACUUGCUGACGUCCACAUGAAAACUUGUUUUUUGGCUGACCAGUGUGUUGAGGGCUCAGUCAACUUGGGAAUUUCCAGAACCGUACUCACCAGCAAGUGCUGCGCCUCCGAGCUCUGCAACACCCAACAUGCCCCUGAACCCAACCAGACCAGUCCCAAUGGUAAAAGAUGCUACCACUGCAAUGGACUAAAGUGCACCGCAACUCUAAACUGUCGGGGGAGUGAGGACCACUGCAUCUCAAAAACAGUGUCUUCAGGAGGUAAAAAGGCGAUCAUGAAGGGCUGUGCCUCCAGAGACAUGUGCACAAAUUCACAAAAUCCGCAGAUCAGAGGAGCCAUUGGAGGAGAAGUCACCUGCUGUCAGGGUGACUUCUGCAACAGCGCCAGCAGCACAAGUGCUGGCCUCCUGCUCCUGGUGGCACCGCUGGCCUCUUUGAUUGCGCUCUCUUAAGUGGUGACGAUGGCAGCAUCACUGCUCAGUUUUUCUUCUUAUCUACACCCAGCUUCAUAGCGGUCACACCCGUUUCCCUAUCCUUUCAGCCAAAGAGUGAGGAAGUUAAGUUAAGCAAGCAACGUACAGCAAUAUAACUAAGUGAACUUACGCUUUCCUCUGUCAACUGCCUCAUGCUGGUUCUAACCGGCUUAUUUUAUUAUUUAUUUUUUUGCAUGUUGCAUCUCAAGAUAAUUGCAACUGUUUUGCAAUGAAUAGCUGUCGAUGACAGCUGCCUUUUUUGUCUGAAGUGGAACAAGCAGAAUGUGAAGAUAUGUUGGUACAUAAUUUUAGUGCCAUUAUUAACCUGAAACCUAUUUUUAAUUGGAAUUAUUAUUAUUAUUAUUAUUGGAAAUAUUUUAAUGUUACUGAUGAUUAGCAAAAUAAAUACAUUUCUAAUA
Chelmon rostratus (copperband butterflyfish) is the source of this 1174-nucleotide messenger RNA. RefSeq names its product urokinase plasminogen activator surface receptor-like. The record is from RefSeq and is a predicted model, not a curated record. The coding region runs from base 108 to 734 and encodes 208 amino acids. Lineage: Eukaryota; Metazoa; Chordata; Actinopteri; Chaetodontiformes; Chaetodontidae. The transcript is spliced from 5 exons.